Molecule: messenger RNA, 1347 nt
Organism: Homalodisca vitripennis (glassy-winged sharpshooter)
Lineage: Eukaryota; Metazoa; Arthropoda; Insecta; Hemiptera; Cicadellidae
Product: vegetative cell wall protein gp1-like
Exons: 3
Coding region: 1-1347 (448 amino acids)
Source: RefSeq, a predicted model, not a curated record
AUGUCUGAAUCAGAGAGUGGAAACUCAGAGAAUGGAGAACCUAGAAGGGAGAAAGGAAGAGUAAAUAAAGACAAACACAUAAAGGAAAAGGAAAAACAUGCGAGGCGACAUGAAUUGUUUGGGUCUCUUCAGAUGAACGGAACUCCAGAUUCCGGGAUUCAAGUCAGUGACUGCAAUCCGUCCCCUGCCCUCCAAAUCGCCCUCCCUCUCCCUUCCUCCACCCCUCCUCCUCUUAAUCCCCCCUACUCCGACUCCUGCCCUUCUCGUCCUCUCCAAUCCCCCCCGAUACCCCAUCCACUCCCCCUUCCCAAUCCCCGUCCCCACCUAAUCGUCCCCCAAUCUCCCCCCCCUCUCCCCCCCCCCCCCCCUUGUCAGCCCCACCCACUGCCCUCGCCCCCGCCGUCUCCUCCCACAGCGCUUCCUUGCCAUCCCACCUCGUCCGCCCCCCACAAUCCGCGAUCUCCCCCCCCUUCGAAUCAACUCCCAUCCAUCUCUCGCCCCACUCUCGACCCCGAUCCCCCACAAUUCUACACCCCCUCCUUGCCUCACCCCCCCCAUCCUCAACCCAUCCCUCUCCCCCCCACCCCCUCCCUCCUCCCCUCCCCACGCGCCCCGCCCGCCCCUCACGGCCCCCCUCCCCCUCUCCCCCCCCACCCAUCGGCGCCUCCUCCCCAGCUGCCCCCCGGCCCUCCAUCCCUUCCAGACCUCCCCCACCCUUCCUCCAAACUGCCGCUCCACCUCCUCAAUUCCACCACACCCCCCCCUGGCCCUCUGUCCCCAUCCCUCCCGACCCUCUCCAUCCCCCGCCCCUUUCCGCCCCCGACUCUCUCCCCCCCCCCCCCCCCCUCCCCUCCAAUCCCCCUCCGCCCCCCCCCCCCACUCCACCCACCCUCCCCCGCCCCGGUCCCAGCCCCCCGCUCCUCUCCCCCCGACCCCCACACCCACGUCCGCCAAUCCCCCCCCCUCACACCCGCCCCUCACCACCCGCCCUCGCCCCCACCUCCUCUCCCCCCCCGGCGACCCCCCGCCUUCCCCUCCUCCAUCCUCCUAUUCCCCAAAGCCUCUCUCCCUCUCCCCCGCCUCCCGCACCUUUCCCCCCCCCCCUCUCCCGCCUGUCCACGCCCUUUUUGCCUCACUCAAAACCAAUCCCACUCCCUUCCCCCCUGCUUCCAGCCCCCUUCCAAUCCCUACCCUAAAACGACACAAACCCCCCAUCCCCCAUGCAAACCUGCUCUACACGCAUCAACCCACACGAAAACCCCCAGGCCCUCCCUGCACAAAACUCCGGCCAACCUCACAUACCAACACAGUCACUCACCCCCUCCCGCACAAAAACCAAAAGUAUAA